Vicugna pacos (alpaca) is the source of this 1084-nucleotide messenger RNA. Lineage: Eukaryota; Metazoa; Chordata; Mammalia; Artiodactyla; Camelidae. The record is from RefSeq and is a predicted model, not a curated record.
UCUGCGUCCCAGGCUGAUCUCUCCCCUCCCGUGGUCCCCUCCCACUGUCCCCUCCCUCUGACGGCUGCAGCCCGUGCCACAGCCAGGCGCUUCCCCCAACCUCUCCUCGCGGAGCCCGCCUCCCGCCCUCCCUGCUCCCUCCCCUCCCCGCCACUGCAGCAUUCGCCUACUGCAGCUCCAGCCGCCGCCCGCGCCUCUCCAGCCUCCGCCACCCCGCCACCGCCAGCACCAUGGCCAGCACUUUGUCCGCCUACAAGGAGAAGAUGAAGGAGCUGUCGGUGCUGUCGCUCAUCUGCUCCUGCUUCUACUCACAGCCGCACCCCAACACCAUCUACCAGUAUGGGGACAUGGAGGUGAAGCAGCUGGACAAGAGGGCCUCUGGCCAGAGCUUUGAGGUCAUCCUCAAGUCCCCUUCUGACCUGUCCCCAGAGAGCCCUGUGCUCUCCUCCCCCCCCAAGAGGAAGGACACCUCCCUGGAGGAGCUGCAGAAGCGGCUGGAGGCAGCUGAGGAGCGGAGGAAGGUAAGGAGUCUCCUCUUCAGCGGCACCCUGCCCACUGCACCGCCAGCGCUCCCGCAGUCCGGUCUCUCCGGUGACUGCCUGUCCUGGAAGGGCCAGCUCAGGGUGAGGCGAGCCCCUGCCCGGGCCAGAGCCCCCUGGCAGCAGGACGAGGAGCUGCACGCCGCGGAGGUGCGCAGAAACAAGGAGCAGCGUGAGGAGAUGUCCGGCUAAGGGGCUUCCGGACAGCGCGGCGCCUGGACCCUGAGACGAGACAAGAACACAGUCGGGUUUUGGUUUCGUUUUGUUCACCUUUCUCUAGAGGCAGCUCUGUUCCGCUUCUCCCUCUCCUCCAGCACUCCCGGCUUCAGCUUCUUUUUCCGCACUCUGAGCUGCCCAGUCCUUGUGGCAAGUCUGUGACGCACCCUGGAGGAGCCACCAGGGUGUGGCUCGCGGUCCCUCAGUCCCCUGGCUGGGCGGUGGCGGGGUCCCCUCUUGGUAGCCCUCUUAGUGGACCUGGUGGGACCUCAAUAAAUCCAGCAAUGGUGACAGGAACACAUGGGUCCUUAUGCUGGAUUGUUCUGUGA